AUUAUGACCACUUUACUCUUACUGUUAGUGAGUUUGCGAGUCAUCACUGCAGCCAUCUCUGUGGAAGUUUCAGACCAUGGUAACUCACUGAGUGUGAGCAUCCCAGAGCCUUCUCCCCUUCGAGUCCUCCUGGGGAACUCCCUCACCAUUCCUUGCUAUUUUAUUGACCCCGUGCACCCUGUGACGACAGCCCCUUCCACGCCCCCGCUCUCCCCCCGCAUCAAGUGGAGCCGCCUCUCAGAGGAGAAGGAGGUGGUCCUUUUGGUAGCCACUGAGGGGCGGGUGCGGGUCAACAGCGCCUAUCAGGACAAGAUCUCCCUGCCCAACUACCCCGCCAUCCCCAGUGAUGCUACCCUGGAGAUCAACAACCUUCGCUCCAACGACUCGGGCAUUUACCGCUGCGAGGUGAUGCACGGCAUCGAGGACAGCCAGGCUACUCUAGAGGUCAUUGUGAAAGGCAUUGUGUUCCAUUACAGAGCCAUCACUACCCGCUACACCUUGGAUUUUGAGAAAGCCCAGCAGGCUUGCAUACAGAAUAGUGCCGUCAUUGCCACCCCUGAGCAGCUGCAGGCCGCCUAUGAUGAUGGUUACCACCAGUGCGAUGCUGGCUGGCUGGCUGACCAAACUGUCAGGUACCCUAUCCACAGCCCCCGUGAGGGCUGCUAUGGAGACAAAGACGAAUUCCCUGGAGUAAGGACUUAUGGCAUCCGAGAUACUAAUGAGACUUAUGAUGUAUACUGUUUUGCAGAAGAGAUGGAAGGGGAAGUCUUUUAUUCUACAUCCCCGGAGAAAUUCACCUUCCAGGAGGCAGCAAAUGAGUGUCGGCGCCUGGGAGCCCGGUUGGCAACCACAGGGCAGCUGUACUUAGCCUGGCAAAGUGGAAUGGACAUGUGCAGUGCUGGCUGGCUGGCUGACCGCAGUGUCCGAUACCCUAUCUCCAAAGCACGCCCUAAUUGUGGAGGCAACCUCCUAGGGGUAAGGACUGUGUACCUGCAUGCCAAUCAGACGGGCUACCCGGAUCCCUUAUCCCGCUACGAUGCCAUCUGCUACACAGGGGAGGACUUUGUCGAGAUCAUACCAGAUAGUUUUACUGACGAUCUGAGCAGUGAAGGGGAGAUCACUAUUCAGACAGUCACUCAGCCCGAUGUGGAAUUGCAGCUGCCCCAAAAUGUCACCAAGCAGGAGUCCCGAGGCAGCAUCAUCACCUCAGAGAAUGUCAUCACUCCUACUGGACCAGAGCCUGAGGAGGCCUUCACUUGGACCUUGGGUGGCACAGGUUACCCAGAGAUGGAAAAUGAGACUGACGAGACUACUAAGCCAUGGGGCUUCCCCACACCUGAGCUGGAACCUGCCACAGCCUUCACAGGAGAGGAUUUGAUUGCACCAGCAACAGCUGUUCCAGAUAUUGCUGCUGUCCCUGAACGACCACUUUCACCAAUGGGCGUUGUCUUCCACUAUCGUCCAGGUUCCACCAGAUACUCUCUCACCUAUGAAGAGGCCCAACAGGCCUGUAGGGCCACAGGAGCUGUAAUUGCUACACCAGAACAGCUACAGGCAGCCUAUGAGGCUGGCUAUGAGCAAUGUGAUGCUGGCUGGCUGCAGGACCAGACAGUCAGAUACCCCAUUGUGAGUCCUCGGACCCAGUGUGACGGAGAUAAAAACAGCAGCCCCGGAGUCAGGACCUAUGGCCUACGCCCACCAUCAGAAACCUAUGAUGUCUAUUGCUAUGUAGACUGGCUACUGGGUGAGGUAUUCUUUGCCACUCGGCUGGAGCUGUUCACCUUUCAAGAAGCCCAAGAAUACUGCGAAGAUCAUAACGCCACUCUGGCAUCUACAGGGCAGCUUUAUGCUGCCUGGCGCCGGGGUCUAGACAAAUGCCACGCUGGUUGGCUGGCAGAUGGCAGUGUCCGUUAUCCUAUCAUCACACCCCGCUCUGCAUGUGGUGGAGAUAAGCCAGGUGUUAGAACUGUCUACUUGUACUCCAACCAGACUGGCUUUCCUGAUCCCUUAUCCCGGCACCAUGCUUUCUGUUUCCAAGCUGAAUCUCUGAAGGAAGGGGAAGGUGGCACACAAGUCUCUAUCAUUGAUGAAGAACUAAUUCCAACUCAGUUUAUCUUUUCUUUUUUUUUCUUUCCUCCUUCAGCGAGUCCUUCAUCCUGGCCUCCCAUCAGUGCUAUUCCAGAAGAAAGUACUGGAGAGCCUUUUUUCAGUGGAACACCUUCAGCAUCUGGUGAACCAUAUGAAUCUGGUGUGAGCCCAAGCAGUGGCAGUGGGGAGCCAUCAGCCUCUGGAGAGCCAUCUGGGGUUCUGGAUGUGAGUGGCAGUGGGGAGCCAUCAGCCUCUGGAGAGCCAUCUGGUAUUCCAAAUGUGGGAGUUCCAGAUAUGAGCAGCAGUGGGGAGCCAUCAGCCUCUGGAGAGCCAUCUGGUGUUCCAGAUGUAGAAGUUCCAGAUGUGAGUGGCAGCGGGGAACCAACAGUCUUUGGAGAGCCAUCUGGUAUUCCAGAUGUGAGUGGCAGUGGGGAGCCAUCAGCUUCUGGAGAGCCAUCUGGAGUUCCAGAUAUUGGAGUUACAGAUUUGAGUGGCAGUGGGGAGCCAUCAACCUCUGGAGAGCCAUCUGGAGUUCCAGAUGUUAGCAUUUUGGAUGUGAGUGGCAGUGGGGAACCACUGGCUUCUGGAGAACCAGUCACUGUUCCAAGUCUUGGAAUUCCAGAUGUGAGUGGCAGUGGGGAACUGUCAGCCUCUGGGGAGCCAUCUGGUGUUUCAGGUGUUGGAGUUCCAGAUGUGAGUGGCAGUGGAGAAUCAUCAGCUUCUGGAGAGCCAUCUGGUAUUCCAGAUGGGAGUGGAGACUUCCUUGCCAGUGGAGAAGCUUCAGGAGAUCUUGAAACAAGCAGGCAGCCUUCUGAGGGUAGUGUAAGUGGGUUGCCCUCAAGUGACCUGGAUUUCAGUGGAGAUGGAUCUGGGCUACCUGGGGAGAGUGGAUUGGCAUCUGGGGAAACAGAUGUAAGUGGAUGGUCUAGCACUACUGGAGUUAGUGGACUACCUUCAGGAGAUGAUUUAGCUGUGACUACUUCUGAACAUCUAGACCUUGGGGGGAUGCCUUCUGGAACUCUAGGGAGUGGUCAAACUCCAGAAACAAGUGGUUUUCCAUCUGGAUUUAGUGGUGAACACUCUGGGGUAGACUUUGGAAGUGGCCUCUCAUCUGGUCUGCCUGAUUUGCAUGGAUUUCCAUCCGGGUUCCCAACGGUCUCUCUUGUUGAUACUACAUUAGUGGAAGUGAUCACAGCAACCACUGCCAGUCAAUUGGAAGGAAAGGGGACCAUUGGAAUUAGUGGUCAAGGAGAAAUAUCUGGGCUGCCAUCUGGAGAAUGGGACAUUAGUGGGGGAACUAGUGGACUACCUUCAGGAACUGAGCUCAGUGGACAGGCAUCAGGAUUACCUGAUACCAGUGGGGAGACAUCUGGAAUAUUUGAAAUAAGUGGACGGGCAUCUGGAAUUCCCGAAGUCAGUGGAGAAACAUCUGGACUAUUUGAUGUCAGUGGGUAUGGAUCUGGAACUCCUGCAGCCAGUGGAGAAACAUCUGGAAUAUCUGGAAUCAGUGGACAGGCAUCUGGUUUUCCUGAUGCCAGUGGAGAGACAUCAGGGACUUUUGACUUAACUCAAAAGCCAUCUGAAGUUCCCCAUCUCAGUGGUCAACCCUCUGGAUUACCUGAUGCCAGUGGAGAAACAUCUGGUGUACUUGAAUUCAGUGGCGAGCCUUCUGGUGUUAUAGAUAUCAGUGGAGAGACAUCUGGAGUGCCGUUUGGCAGUGGACAACCGUUUGGAGUAACUGAUUUCAGUGGAGCGACAUCUGGAGUAUUUGAUAUCAGUGGACAAUCAUCUGGUGUUUCUGGGUUCAGUGGUGAAACAUCUGGAAUCUCUGAUCUGAGUGGGGUGGGUGAUCUCAGUGGUUUGGUUUCGGGGACUAUAAGUGGCAGUGGUGAAUCUCCCAGUAUUACCUUUGUUGAUACUGGUCUUGUUGAAGUAGCCCCAACUGCAUUCAGGGAAAAAGAAGAAGGUUUAGGUUCUAUUGAAAUAAGUGGUUCUCCAUCUGGGGAGGCAGAUAUAUCAGGUAAAUUCUCUGGAACUGAAGACUUCAGUGGACAAUCUUCUGGAACCAUAGAAUCCAGUGGGCUUGCUUCAGGUGCCCCAGAAUUUAGUGGCCUGUCAAGGGGGUCUGUGGAGCUCAGUGGAGAAUCCUCAGGGGCAGAGAUUGGAAGUGGCCUGCCAUCUGGAGAAUUUAUUAGUGGACUUUCAUCUGGUUUUCCCACAGUAUCUCUAGUGAAUAGAACUUUGGUUGAAUCUUCAAUCCCAACUCCAACAGCAGAAGAGGCAGGAGAAGGACCUUCUGGGGUCUUAGAAAUCAGUGGCACCCCUUCAGGAGAAACAGAAAGCUUUGGGGAGAUAUCUGGAACGCUGGACCUCAGUGGGUCCCAAUCAGGGUUGAUAGAGACCAGCGGAGAGUCAUCUAGCAUACCAUCUUUUAGUGGUGAUUUUUCUGGGAUCACUGAUGUAAGUGGAGAAUCAUCAGCAGUCACCAGCAGCAGCGGAGAAGCCUCAGGAUUUCCAGAAGUCACUUUGAUUACCACAGAUUUAGUGGAAGCCAUUACGAAGCCAACAGUUUCACAGGAACUCGGUCAGAGAUCUCCUGUGACACUCCCUUAUUUUGUGGAGUCCAGUGGGGAAUCCUCUGUUUCUGGAGAAUUCAGCGGAAUGUCAACAACCCAUGAAACUGAGGUAGAAGCAUCAGCAGUUCCCGAGGUGAGUGGUGAUUUAUCAGCAUAUCCUGAGGCAUCUGCUGUCCCUGAUGUCAGCGGCACAACAUCCACACUUUAUGAAACUGAACACGAAGUAUCUUCUUCAUUGAAUGGAAGUGGGGAAACAUCCACUUUCCAAGAACCAUCCUCCACCCCUGACCUGAGUGGAGAUUCAUCUGCCUUCCAUGGCAUCUCUGAGGAAACAUCUACCACACAUGAUAUGAGUGGAGAGACAUCCAGCCCCCAAGAAAUGGACUUAGAAACUUCAUCUGUGUCUCUGGCUAGUGGUGAAUUUCCUGUGAGUCAUGAAGACAGGACUGAAGUUAGUGGGGAAGCUUCUGGAGUCCCUACCCUGCCCCUACCAGAUGUUUCAGGGGACACCUCUCUGACAGAUGUGGUCAUUAGCACCAGUGUUUCAGAGACUGAAUUCAGACAUCAGACCCCAAGCCCUGAAGAGGCUCAAACAGAAAUUGAAUCCUCUAGUCCCUUAGUAUCAGGAGAAGAGAUUGAAAAAACUGGAACAGUCCCUACCCCCACAGACACUUCCAUUGCAUCUCAAGUUGCCCCAAAUGAGCAAAAAGAACCAGAGUACACAACUGAAGACCAGGAGAUUUGUGAAGAGGGCUGGACCAAAUUCCAAGGACACUGUUACCGGCACUUUCCUGACCGGGAAACCUGGGUAGAUGCAGAGAGCCAGUGCCGACAGCACCAGUCUCAUCUGAGCAGCAUUGUCACACCUGAAGAACAGGAGUUUGUCAACAACAAUGCCCAAGACUACCAAUGGAUUGGACUCAAUGACAGAACUAUUGAGGGUGAUUUCCGUUGGUCAGAUGGACAUCCCUUGCAAUUUGAGAACUGGAGACCCAACCAACCAGACAACUUUUUUGCCACUGGAGAAGACUGCGUAGUAAUGAUCUGGCAUGAGAAGGGUGAAUGGAAUGAUGUCCCUUGCAAUUAUCACCUGCCAUUCACGUGUAAAAAGGGCACAGUAGCUUGUGGAGACCCUCCAGCAGUUGAACAUGCUAGAACUCUUGGACAGAAAAAGGACCGAUAUGAAAUCAAUUCACUGGUCCGGUACCAGUGCAAUGAGGGCUUUGUUCAGCGCCAUGUGCCCACAAUCCGAUGCCUACCUAGUGGACACUGGGAAGAGCCACAGAUAGCCUGCAUAGACUCUAUCACCUACAAGCAACGACUACAAAGACGGAACUCUCAGCCCCAGCGGAGCAACGUCCAUAGUACAGCCCACUAGACAGUAAAUUCCCCCCAGAGAGCCAAAAAAGACAGAAUGAGCCGACAGACCUUACGGAACUGACACUAUUUCAUGGAGUCAUUGUCACCUUCUUGUUGCUUUCUGUCAUAUAAGGAAUUACAUUAAAAAGGAAAAAAUCCACAUCAUGUAUAUACCCAUCCCCAAAAAAUCAUCCCCCAAAAUAUUUUUUUUUCUUUUUGCAAAUCACUAAAGCAAAAAACUAGAUUCCAGCCACAUUUUUCCCCCACAGUCUGAGUUUAGGUACUUUUCUUCAAUUUCAUGUUGUGCCUAUUUCAGGGACCAGGGCAGGGAUGGGGGGAGGAGGGAAUAUGGGGAGGGGGUUAAGUUAAAUAAAGAAGAUUAUUUUUUGUUUCCUGAUUUUAUCCAAGAACAAUGUAAUUAUUUGUUAUUUAAUCUCCAAGAAGGGCUAGCAGAGGGAGAGGGAGAGUGGGAUCAUGUGAAUGUUCCAAAGAGACAGAGGACUUGGAGAAUGCUGUACUAGUGAACUAUAGCUGAAUGUAUCAGAAGUGAAGGGGAUAGAAAGGGUAGGGUGUCUGUGAUAAAAGCAGGAGUCAGAGGGGAGGGGGGAAAAGGAAGAAAGGUGCAUGAGGAGAGCAAGAUGAAAGAGAGAUAUAGAGGAGAAGCACAAAGGAGGAUGGGCUCUGGGGCUGGUUCCACUCUGAUUAAUUAGCUUCUCUGGCUUCCUCUCGCCACCAAUUUGCCAUCACAGCCAGUGUCACAGCAGGGCUGGGGGGCACUCCUGAUCCAAGUUCUAGCAUCACACCCCCCCCCCCCGGGACCGUGCAGGCCACCAUGGUUCCGUGCACCUAUUUAUAUUUUUGAAAACUGAUGAUAAUAAAAAAAUUGGAAGAGUC
Antechinus flavipes (yellow-footed antechinus) is the source of this 6917-nucleotide messenger RNA. It is a transcript of the gene ACAN, whose product is annotated as aggrecan. NCBI's taxonomy places the organism in Eukaryota, Metazoa, Chordata, Mammalia, Dasyuromorphia, Dasyuridae. Gene Ontology annotation, biological process: cell adhesion. Gene Ontology annotation, molecular function: hyaluronic acid binding. The transcript has 17 exons. The record is from RefSeq and is a predicted model, not a curated record. Bases 4 to 6042 code for a protein of 2012 amino acids.